This is a messenger RNA of Gryllus bimaculatus (two-spotted cricket), 2206 nucleotides long. Lineage: Eukaryota; Metazoa; Arthropoda; Insecta; Orthoptera; Gryllidae. The record is from the annotation of a GenBank genome assembly.
CAUUUCGCUAGAUGCGAAGAGUGGGAGAGAGUGUGUUUGGACACCAGGAUUAUUAUAUCACCCCUAAAGCAUAUUUUUAUUUGAAAAAUAAUUUCUAUUAUAUGAGAGCGAAUAUUUCUAGUAUUUAAGUUUUGGUAAUAACGCUUGUCGCUGACAUUUAUUCUUAAUUGAACUAAUGUUAGUAAAGGAGUGGGGGAGAGAGUUACAGAAAACGUUCGCGUAUUAUUUCAUAAGCAGGCGCACAGAUAAGAGAAAUGCGAAGGAAAAUAUAAUUGUCUAAACAAUAAAAAAAAUCAUUUUCUUUCAAAUUAUACUUUUUCUUUUGACAUUAAACCUGCUUCGAGAAUAAGCAUGUGUACACGAAGACGUAAUAUAAUAGUGGAAGCUUCAAGCAGCUUGAAGUUUAUCUCCCAGCUAUCAGUUCUUGGGAUUCUUCAGGUGUCGCAAGAGAAUUGUGUAUGAUAAUUAAAGAGUGCGACCGAGAGCAAGAGUAGAGAACACGAAGUCGCUUAUAAUGAGCUCGAGCACUGCAUCUCCCCUAUAUCUGACAGAUGAAGAUGUUAAAAAAUUUCUGCAAUGGGACACGUUAAUUCCAGUCAUUGAAACAGCUUUGAAAACUGUUUCACAAACUGUUGAAACGCCACUCGUAGUACAACCUCCACGCACAAUUAUGCCUGUUCCUGACAAAAAUGGAGUCUUGCUUACAAUGCCAGGCUUCAGUAAAAAUGAUGAUGCAUUAGCAUGUAAGCUUGUAACAUCAUUUCCUGACAAUGCUCAGAAGGGAAUGGCAUCAAUAUUUGGCACAGUUUUACUCUUUGAUACCAAUACUGGAAAAGUACAAGCGAUAAUGGAAGCCAAUGAGAUUACUGCAUGGCGUACUGCAGCAGCUUCUGCUGUUGCCACAAAGUACUUGCAUAAAGGAAGCGACAUUCUUGCAGUUCUUGGCUCAGGUGUUCAAGCUCGAAGUCAUAUAAAUGCUCUGACACAUCUUUUAAAGUUUAAGGAGAUAAGAGUCUGGAAUCAUAAUCAACACGGUGCCGAAAAGUUAGCUGCAGAAUUUCAUGAGCUUGGAAAAUGCAUCUCAGUUUGCUACAGUGCAGAAGAUGCUGUAAAAAAUGCAGAUGUGAUUGUAACAGCUACCUAUGCAUCAUCUCCAAUACUGAAGAGGAAAUGGAUCAAAAAUGGAGUUCACAUAAAUGGUACAGUACAUGCAAAUGGUGCAAUGUAUCAAUCUGUUGGAGCAGGAAUUAAUCACCACAGUGAACUAGAUAAGGAGCUCUAUCAAGCAGCAUCUAUUUACACAGAUACAAUGCCAGCAGCUCAAAUUGAACUGAAAGGUUUAGCAGAUAUUGAAGUGUCUGUUUUGGGAGAAAUAGGAGAAAUCAUUCAAGGAACAAAGCAUGUACCACGAGAAAAUAUCACAGUAUUUCAUUCUUUAGGUAUGUCAAGAUACUUACAUAACAAUAUUUACCAUUUAUGUUUGUGAACAAUGACAAGAUUAUAAAUGAGUCAAAAUAUGCUAAAUAUUAAUCAGAUAAUGCCUGAAAUAGUUAAUAAUUGCAAUAUUGAUUUCCUAAAUUUUCAAUAAAACUUAAAAAUAUUAAGAAAUUUUGUAGAUAUCAGAAAAGAGCAGCAAUUAUUUACGACAUUACUUUCCAGGAAUGGCAGUUGAAGAUGUAGUGACAGCAAAAUUAAUAUACGAACAAUAUAAAAUGAAAAAUUAACCUAGCACUUUGUCACUGCACCAUCAGCAAAAUUGCUACUCUCAAAAAAUUACACUAUCUUCAUCCCUUGAAUUGAAUUCUCCAAAGUCUGAAGAUCCCAUAUAACAAGUUUCCCAUCUAGGCCACUGGUGCUGAAGCGAGAAGCAUUUCCUUUAGUUCCAGCAUACAGACAUACACAUGUGAUUGCAUUUUGAUGAACUGUCUCUAGAGUAGUGUCAUUUGUUUCAAUCCUCGCUUGACGAUCUAAGCUCUGGAAUUUUCUCAUUGCACUAAGAACAAAUAAUAGGAAUUUUAGCAACUAUAUGCACUUUUUAUAUUUGCUUUGAAGAGUGCCAUUGGUCUCAUUUCUCCUACCUCUAACUUUAAGAAUUUCUGAACCAAUUAAAAUUGUUUAGAUGCCAAAAAUAAAAAGUGAACAUUAAUUAAUUCUGUUGGGAUAUUUAUUCAAUUACUUGCUUAUUCUUCCUACCUUAACCCUCCAG